AUGGACGGUCUCAGCGCCGCAGCGAGCAUCAUAGCCGUUAUUCAAAUAGCCCAAAUAGUAGGCUCAGAGCUGAAAGACUAUUACGAAGGGGUGCGCCAAGCUAGAGAAGAGAUCCAGAAGCUAUACAACACGAUAAAGAAUCUCGAGGUCAUUCUCGAGCGUCUCCAGGAACUCUUCCAGUUGCCUAGCAGUCAUCUGUCUGUGGUGGACCCGGUCUUCGUUGAUCAGGCUGGGCCACUGAAACAAUGCCAGGAAGAGCUCAGCAAGUUAGAAGCUGCACUUGAAAUUUCGACUCAUCGUGGGAGAAUACGGAAAUCGGUACAGUCGCUGAAAUGGCCAUUCGAGAAAAAGGAUGUCGAGAAGCGUGUUGUUGUGCUAGAGCGGCACAAAUCUAGCCUUGCAUUGUGCAUUGGGGUCGAGAAUCUGCAGUCUUUUGGAGAGAGUUUAAUUUACUACGGUUCGACUGUGAUCGACCAUAUCCAGAAGCGGAGCAUCAAUGAGUCGAACGUGGCGGUGGUAUACUGGUACUUCACUUUCACGAACAUCGAUAAGCAAAACGUUGCCAAUGCGCUCUGUUCUGCUAUUGCAGACAUUUGCGGCAAUCGACGUGAUACCCCCGAAGAACUUCAGAGAGCCCACGAUCGAUGCAACGCUGGUCAACAAAAACCACCUUUCGAUGUACUCAAGUCAAUGCUGAAAGUGGUUUCCAAUGGGUUUGAUAAUAUCUAUCUAAUCUUGGAUGCGCUAGAUGAAUGUCCGACAACUGAUGGCCAGCGAGAUACGCUCUUGGAAUUCCUCCACGAAGUUUCUUCAUGGCAAUUAGACUGUUUACAUGUCUUGGCGACGAGCAGACGAGAGCUUGAUAUUCAAGAGUCUCUUACCUCAUCCCAUGGAAAAUCUUCACAUUUUUUAAGUGUUCAAGGUUCGCAUGUUGAACAAGAUAUCAUGAAAUAUCUUGGUCAUCGCCUCGAGCACCACACAUUUCGAUCAUGGAAGCCUGCAUUGAAACAGGACGUGAAAGAAGAUCUGGUGAAGAAAGCGAAUGGGAUGCAAAUUCGAGAGGCUAUGAAUGCACUCCCGAGGAGUCGGGAAGCACUCUAUAAUCGGAUGUUGCAGAGCAUUACCGACGAAGACCAAGAAUACGCUCAAAGAGCUUUUCAGUGGCUUGCGUUCUCUGCUCGUCCCAUCACCUUGGAAGAGCUCGCAGAAGCAGCCAUUAUCAAGCCUUGCGCCGAACGCCCGGAGUUACUCGAGGAAACUCGAUUUUUGGACCCUCAAGAUCUGCUGCAUAUCAUUCCAUCUGGGCUAAUCUCAGUAAUCACGAUAAAUCCAUAUGACUUUGAUAAUUCUAUGUCUGAAGAGGAUAUGAUCAAGUACAUAGACACUCUUUUUGGAGAUAAUGAAUCCAUGUCCGCCAGUGCCAACUAUCCUUCUGGAAGCGACGACUUUCAUUCUGGAGAUGACAGCUCUGAAUUUGUUUUUGAGGCGGGUGACCUAGAGGAUCCAGAAAUCAGAUAG
Mollisia scopiformis is the source of this 1518-nucleotide messenger RNA. RefSeq lists its product as uncharacterized. The record is from RefSeq and is a predicted model, not a curated record. The transcript has 3 exons. Bases 1 to 1518 code for a protein of 505 amino acids. Lineage: Eukaryota; Fungi; Ascomycota; Leotiomycetes; Helotiales; Mollisiaceae.